AUGAGGUUAAGUGAUGAACUUCGAUACUCAAUAUUAUCAUACAAAAUCAGAGACCAUUACUCAAAUAGAAAAAUUGCAAAAAAAUUGGGUGUCCACAAAACAAAAGUGGCAAAAACAAUUCAAAGAUAUGAACAAACAGGUUCAAUCAAUGACCAUCAACGUUUUGGAAGAGAAAAAAAGAUUCAUGAAAGAGAUGAACGUUUAUUAUGUUUCAAAUUUUUGAAUGGUGAGCUGAAGAAUGUGAAAUUAACAGUGGUUUGGUAUUAUUCAACAACUGGCCACACCAGAUUAGACUGGUUAGUUAGAAACGUAUUGCAUAGGAAUAACAUUGUUUAUAAAAAGAAAUUCAUGAAACCUCGAUUGUAA
Dictyostelium purpureum is the source of this 366-nucleotide messenger RNA. RefSeq lists its product as uncharacterized. The transcript has a single exon. Lineage: Eukaryota; Evosea; Eumycetozoa; Dictyosteliales; Dictyosteliaceae. Bases 1 to 366 code for a protein of 121 amino acids. The record is from RefSeq and is a predicted model, not a curated record.